UCAUCGUGGUUCUCUCAGAAAACGCGGAUCUUCUUGUCAGUUCUGGCUCUCGGGGAUGGUGGAACCUUGAUUGUUGACGUAAGUCUACGUAAAUGACGUCAUCUACAGGGAGGCGGCAGUGGCGGAGCCAAACUCCGAGCAGUGACCAUCCAGCUUUGCAAAAUCAGCGCUCCCUGCAAGGAAACAAAACAAUACAGGACGGCGACGGUGUGCAGCCAGCAGAGAACAUCUCUCCACACGAUAACGCGCUUUCCCGUGGAAUGAGCAUUCCAUGCAGCAUCCUAGGUAUGAAUGACGUGGCCUGGCAGGAGACGAGAGGUGGGAUGCUGCAUGCAAAUGGUGCUCCUGAGGCUGGUGGCGUCCGGGUUCACAGUGGAGGGCCCCUAGCCACGGUCGGGGGAGCUAUACAGGCUCCUGGAGGCCCACAUUUACCUGGCAUGGACAGGGGUUCGAACCCCACUCCUGGGACGCCGCAGCCACCCCUCAGUGGGCGAUCGCAGGACGAUGCAACCGUUGGAUACUUCUUUCAGAGGCAACCUGGAGAACAGCUCGGAGGUUGUGCGCCCAGCAAGCACCGUUGGCCGACUGGAGACCCCAAUCAUGUUGAUCAGGUUCGUGCUGUGGAUGAAAUGAACUACGAUUUUCAAGCUCUUGCGUUAGAGUCAAGAGGGAUGGGGGAGCUUCUACCAGCAAAGAAGCUUUGGGAUUCAGACGAGCUGGCCAAGGAUGGGAGGAAGGGGAUGCUGCUUGGAGAGGAGUGGAGGGAUAAUGCGUGGGGCUCAUCGCAUCAUUCAGUGUCUCAGCCAAUCAUGGUGCAGCGGCGGCCAGGCCAGAGUUUCCACGGGAACGGCGAUGCCAAUUCGGUUCUGUCACCACGCUCAGAAGGCGGCGGCCUCGGGGUCAGCAUGGUGGAAUAUGUCCUGAGCUCCUCGCCGGGUGACAAGAUGGAAGGUCGCUACAGGAACGGCGGAUAUGGUGGAGCCGAUGCUGAUCAAGACGGUCGGGAGAAAAAUGACGCCCAGGAGAAGGUGUCUCCAUUUGAAGAAGAUAAGAGCCCAGAGAUGAAGGUGGGAGAGGAAAACGAUCCUUCGAAAUCCAACGGAAGAGGUCUUCUAAACGGCAUGGACAGAGACUGCAAAGACUUCAAUCCAACACCAGGAAGCCGCCAAGCGUCCCCGACUGAGGCUGUGGAAAGGAUGGGUCCCAGCCAGACCGGUUUGGAGAUGAUGAGCCAACAUCAUGCACAUGCCCUCCAGCAGCAAAACCCCACUCAAAACAAAGCCCCGACCGAGGACUUCCAGAACCAGGAGGCUCAAAACAUGGGCGGCAUGGAGCAGGCUGCCGGAGUGGAGCCGCUUCAGUUUGACUACGCCGGGAACCAGAUUCAAGUGGACUCCUCGGGCACUCCGGUGGGGUUGUUCGACUACAACUCCCAGCAGCAGUUGUUCCAGAGGUCCAAUCCCCUGACAGUCCAGCAGCUGACAGCAGCGCAGCAGCAGCAGUACGCUCUGGCUGCCGCCCAGCAGCAGCAUCUCGCUGGACUUGCUCCUGCGUUUGUGCCAAACCCUUACAUCAUUAACGCCGCACCCCCAGGUGCCGACCCUUACACGGCUGCUGGUUUGGCAGCCGCCACACUUGCAGGCCCCACAGUGGUUCCCCCCCAGUACUACGGGGUUCCUUGGGGCGUCUACCCGGCCAACCUAUUCCAGCAGCAGGCUGCAUCUACUGCCAAUCACUCAGCCAACCAACAAGCAACCAAUCAGGGACCAGGACCUGGACAGCCGCAGGUGAUGCGCACAGGAACAAACCAGCGUCCUCUCACACCUGGUCAAGGCCAGCCCAGUCAGCAGGAAUCUCUAGCUGCGGCAGCUGCAGCAAACCCGGCCCUGGCGUACGCAGGAAUGCCUGGCUACCAAGUGUUGGCCCCUGCGGCUUACUACGACCAGACUGGAGCCCUGGUCAUGGGCCCUGGCGCUCGCACUGGUCUCGGUGGUCCCGUUCGUCUGGUCCAGACCCCUCUGCUCAUCAACCCUGCUGCCGCACAAGCCGCUGCUGUAUCUGCGUCUGGCUCUGGAAAUAACAUGUCAGGACCUCCAGCCAACGGCUUAUACCGCUCCAUGCCUCAACCUCAACCUCAGCCACAACAGCAGCAGGCGCCGCCUCAGAACAGCGGCCUGCCGUCCAGCUCUUUCUACGGCUCCGGCUCAGUCCCCAACACCUCUCAGAGCAGCUCGCUUUUCUCACACAAUUCCGCCGGCCCGCCUCCUCCCAGUUCCUCCCUGGGCUUUAGCAGUACCGGGGGCUCCCUAGGCAUGGGCCUGGGCUCUGCUCUGGGAGGCUUUGGUUCCUCAGUGUCCAGCUCCACCAGUAGCAGCGUGUCUCGCAGGGACUCUCUGUUGGCGAGCUCUGAUCUGUACAAACGUGGUGGGAGCAGUUUAACUCCCAUCGGUCAGCCUUUCUACAACAGCCUGGGAUACUCUUCUUCACCGAGCCCCAUCGGUCUGACUCCAGGCCACUCUCCUCUAACCCCCCCUCCUUCCCUGCCCUCCUCUCAUGGGUCCUCCUCCAGCCUUCACUUGGAUUAUCAUGCUGCAAUCGUAGGUGGCCUGACGAAUGGCAGCGGUCGCUACAUCUCUGCAGCACCGGGCGCUGAAGCCAAAUACCGCAGCGCCGGUGGGACGUCCAGUCUCUUUAAUUCCGCUAGCCAGCUGUUCCCGCCCUCUCGGCCCCGCUACAGCCGGUCUGACGUCAUGCCGUCAGGCCGCAGCCGUCUGCUGGAGGACUUCAGGAACAACCGCUUUCCUAACCUGCAGCUGCGGGACCUUCCAGGACACAUGGUGGAGUUCUCGCAGGACCAGCAUGGCUCCAGAUUCAUUCAGCAGAAGUUGGAGCGGGCGACCCAGGCUGAGAGGCAGAUGGUUUUUGGGGAGAUUCUGCAAGCGGCAUAUCAACUAAUGACCGAUGUAUUUGGCAACUAUGUCAUCCAAAAGUUCUUUGAGUUCGGAAGUGCUGACCAGAAGUUGGCCUUGGCGACACGCAUCCGAGGGCACGUCCUGCCGUUAGCGCUGCAGAUGUAUGGCUGCAGGGUCAUUCAGAAAGCCCUGGAGUCCAUAUCCUCUGACCAGCAGGUAAUUAGCGAUAUUGUCCGGGAACUGGAUGGCCACGUGUUGAAGUGUGUCAAGGACCAGAACGGGAACCACGUGGUGCAGAAGUGCAUCGAGUGCGUGCAACCACAAGCGCUUCAAUUCAUUAUCGACGCCUUCCAGGGCCAGGUGUUUGUUCUGUCCACUCACCCGUAUGGCUGCAGAGUGAUCCAGAGGAUUCUGGAACACUGCACACAGGAGCAGACGCUGCCCAUCUUGGAAGAGCUCCACCAGCACUCAGAGCAGCUGGGUCAGAAAUAUCAAGGCGUUUCAUUGGAGAUGACACCCAAAACAUAUUAUACAGUGUCCCGCGAUGCACUGUUCAAGGAUCAAUACGGUAACUACGUCAUCCAGCACGUUCUGGAGCACGGACGGCCCGAGGACAAGAGCAAGAUCGUGGCGGAGGUUCGUGGGAAGGUUCUGGUCCUGAGCCAACACAAGUUUGCAAGCAACGUGGUGGAGAAGUGCGUGAUUCACUCCUCCCGGGCCGAGCGAGCCCUGCUGAUAGAUGAGGUGUGCUGUCAGAAGGAUGGACCCCACAGCGCCCUCUACACCAUGAUGAAGGACCAAUACGCCAACUACGUCGUCCAAAGAAUGAUAGACAUGGCUGAGCCUGCUCAACGGAAGAUCAUCAUGCACAAGAUUCGACCUCACAUCGCCACUCUGCGAAAAUACACCUACGGCAAGCACAUCCUUGCCAAGCUAGAAAAGUACUACAUGAAGAGCGGAUCAGAACUGGGCCCCAUAGGCGGACCCACCAACGGCCUCAUGUAGUGAGGAAGAGGAGGCGCCCCCAACCCCACCCCCCAUUCUGCCACAGGAGUUAGCCUUCAACACCCCCGUCAAUCCAUACUUUUUCGGAGAAUACCAAAUCUAGAGACACUGACGCCCCCUGCCUCUCCGGCGCCCCAUGGCAGGCCUAUUUUCCGGGGUAAAGCACAAACCCGUUGUUAAUGAUGUAAUUGAUGUAUUUGACUGGUUUUCAUAUUCUCUUGUACAUUUAGUUUUUUACCUUGUAAAUUCUGUGUAGAAAAGAAACCGACACAUUUGCUGAAAUUUACAAUUCUUACAAUUAACACCAGCAAGUGACUUUAUAAGGCUAAACUGGGUGAUCCUUUGAAUAAAAAUAAUUCCAUUUGCUUUUGUAACCGGACUGAUUCGAUCACGCUAGACGAUUGGGACGCCAUCCCGUGAUCAGAGCUAGUGUUUGCUAAGCCAAAGCAGCCGUCGGAUUAGUUUUUAAUCGCGCCGCAUAGUAUGGACGGGCCGAGUGGGGUCCGUCCUCAGGUGAGUGCUAUGCGUCGAGUGCCGCACCCAGUCGUCUUGGAGACCAAUUUGCAAGGGGAUUGGUGCUUUGUAGGCUAGUGUAGACGUCCGUGUGGUGGCUUCCUUUCGCCUUUCCCCCUCCAUCCCCCUCGCCUCUUUUCGUUUUCCAGACUGAGCCGCUGCAAAGUUUCAGUCCUAGUCAUGACCCGAACACACCUGAGCUGCUGAAUCCACUGGUCCCAGUAUGGGCGUCUUUCGUUCAGGUACUCUGCGUUAUGCAAGUUAACUUAUAAAAACAGAGCAUGAGGUUUGGUCGUUCAGUGGGCGUGUUAACGUGGAAUAAUCUUAACCUUAACCGAUCGUCGUGGGCCGGGCGGGAGUUGCUUUUUUUCGUGGGUGGGAGCGGGCGUAUGCGUUGGCAUGCUGUGACAGCUUUUGAUCCUUGGAAUGAGUUUUUUCUUUACCAUGUUUCGUGUAACAUCUAAUCUGUCUUGUAGUUAUGAGAUGAACACUGCCGUAGAAAUCUUUAUGUACUGAAUAAUCAUCUCUUGCUUAGAUGUAGUUUAGCGAUGUGUAGCAUCUUUAUGUACGAGUAAUUGUUGCUUUUUUGGGGUAGCGGGGCUUGCAGCAAUGAUGGGACCCCCACCUGCCUGAAGGGUGGAGUAGUCCAAAAAAAAAAAAUUGUGAAGUGGAUUAGUGGGAUACUUUGGAUGAGGGGAUAUUUAAAAACAUUUUUAUAUAUAUAUUUGAUUUUUUUUUUUUUUGAUUGUUUUUUUUUUUUUUGUUUGUUUUUUAUGUUGGGUAUGCAAGGGUGGCGGCCGGUGGGGCCAUCACUAGCUAAACUAAUGACCUGUUAUGCUCAUAGUGCUGGCUUCUUUGCUUUAUAUGAAUAAUUGUAGAAUACAUGUAGUAUAUGUGCAGUUAAUAAGUGUAAGAUUAUUAGUUUUAUUGAAAUGUCUAGUCGUGGUGUUUGACAGGCCUUGCAAACUUUGUAGUGAUGCUUUUAUUUUGUCUGUACAGUUGUACAUUUGUAAACGUUUAUGCUGUAAAUGGGAUGUCUUUUACACUUUGUGGGGAGAAAAAAAAAACAAGGCAAAUGUUCUUUUUGAUGUGUGUGUAUAUUCAUCACUCCUUUCCCCUUGAAUAUAAUGUAUACAGUUUUAUUUGAUCAAGUGUUAUUUUUAACGGAACGGAAAUGACAAAAUGGCUUCACAAUCUGGCAUGGUUUCUUUUUGUUUUUAAUCUGUUGUGGGAAAAAAAAGGCCAGCCUCUCUUUGUACCGGAGCUGUAACAUCAACUGUUGAUAGUCUUUCUGAUGUGUGACAGUCCAAAACUGUUCUAAAUCCUCCACGGAAGAAAAAAAAAAACCACACAGGAUACGACGAGAAUUAUUUUUGUACAGAAGAGUGCUGUAUUUUGGAACAGCUACUACUACUACUACCUUGUAAUCAAAACCAAUGUAAAAUAUUGUCAAUUAUAUAAAUAUGAACAUAUGAGUUUUGUCACACUGUCAAAGUCAUGUACAUUUUCAGGUGGCCUUAUGUACAUUUCCAGAUGUUAGAUGAAGAAACAAACUCAUUUUUGGAAGCAGAAUUGUGACUAUGUAUGAUUAAACUGUUCUUCUAACAUU
Messenger RNA from Synchiropus splendidus (mandarinfish), 6039 nucleotides. It is a transcript of the gene pum2, whose product is annotated as pumilio RNA-binding family member 2. The record is from RefSeq and is a predicted model, not a curated record. Bases 93 to 3917 code for a protein of 1274 amino acids. Gene Ontology annotation, molecular function: mRNA 3'-UTR binding. The transcript has 23 exons. Gene Ontology annotation, biological process: regulation of mRNA stability; miRNA processing. Gene Ontology annotation, cellular component: cytoplasm; cytosol. Lineage: Eukaryota; Metazoa; Chordata; Actinopteri; Syngnathiformes; Callionymidae.